This is a messenger RNA of Mycena indigotica, 1191 nucleotides long. RefSeq lists its product as uncharacterized. The coding region runs from base 1 to 1191 and encodes 396 amino acids. Lineage: Eukaryota; Fungi; Basidiomycota; Agaricomycetes; Agaricales; Mycenaceae. The record is from RefSeq and is a predicted model, not a curated record. The transcript is spliced from 5 exons.
AUGCAUCUUGUAUGUGUUUAUGUGCUUCUGUGUGAAUGUGACUGUGCUUCUUCAAACACGACAACAACCUGCUUGCUUUGGUUUUAUCCUUCCCCCAUGGAAACAAAUCCUACGUUCCUCAAGGCCAAAGCCGCCUUCGAGCACCAUCUCGCCACCGUCGACCUCAAGAAGGCGCCGCCAGAGGGCCUUACCUCGCUCGUUUGCAAGUUUGGCCUAACGACGGACGUGCGCGAAGCGCUUGCCGAGGUUGUCCGGACCCACGGAUGUAGUAUGUCGGUAUAUGAACUUGAUGAAGAACAGACGAAGAAAAUUGACCCUCGGCGCAAAGGGCGUCUAACUCAUACGUUUUUCACCGUGACCGCCGCCGCCCAGCAGGCAUACCUUGCCGCGAACCCUGGCGCAGAAAAUAUGGUGCGGCCCCGGCUCAAACCCGGUCCCAUGCGCAAUCCGCUCAGACCCAAGAAGAGCCCUCGGCAGCGGAAAUUGCAGCUCGUACAGCCUGCGAAGAAGCUGAAAAAAAUGGUGGGCGAGUUGGGCCAGGAAGUGGAGGGCAAGUCGAGUGAGAAUGAGGAGGAUUCCAUUCAAGAUGAAGAUGAUAGUACUGAAGAAGAGGAAAGCGUGGUGGAAACGGAGAAGUUGCCGCGGGUCAAGCAGCAGCAGCAACCCCGCUUGCCGACGGGACGCCUCAUCGUGCCCAGCACCAGCGGCAACAAGAACCAGUCGUCGAAAAGUCAAUUUUACAUGCGCGCUCCGGUAUGCGACGAGACAUCCUCCCCUACCCCGGCGCAUUAUCACAACCAAGCCAACUCCCAUAAUCGUGACUCCCGUUCCGCGAUGUUUCUCGAAGAUACCGACGCCGAAAGUGAUUCUGGGGAGCUGAUUGGAGGCUACACCGUCGCCGCGAGUGACUUCGACACGUGCAUGUACGAGCUUGCGGCCCUGGUGGAGCUUUUCCCGGCGGAGAGCCGGAGCAGGAAGCAGAGGGAGAUCAAGGAGGGCGUGAAGCGUGCUGUGAGGAACAUGGAUCGGAUGCGCACCAGCGAGGGGGCCUAUCGGAAGCGCAAGUGGGAGGAGUGGGAGGAGGAUGUGCAGCCGACGGCGAGCAGUGGUAAGGGGAAGGAGAAAGCGACGAAGCAGCUGCGCCAGGUUUCGGUGCUGGGCUCGCCGGCUAGCAAAAAGCGCCGCGCAUAG